Helobdella robusta is the source of this 1176-nucleotide messenger RNA. RefSeq lists its product as hypothetical. Gene Ontology annotation, molecular function: metalloendopeptidase activity. NCBI's taxonomy places the organism in Eukaryota, Metazoa, Annelida, Clitellata, Rhynchobdellida, Glossiphoniidae. The coding region runs from base 1 to 1176 and encodes 391 amino acids. Gene Ontology annotation, biological process: membrane protein ectodomain proteolysis. The record is from RefSeq and is a predicted model, not a curated record. The transcript has 8 exons.
AUGGUCGAAGGAGGCCGAGAAUCAUUGAAAUGUUUUUCGUUGUCCACCCAUCUGCGAUCUCAUUAUAUGUUUAGAAAAUUAGAAUCAAACACUACAUUGGGACAGGCAUUCACCAACACCACUUGUCUUUUCCCUGGCUCAGCAAUCUGGAUUAUGAACACGGAAAAUUUCCUGUUGACCGCGCUGACCACUGUUCAUGAAGUUGGGCACACUCUGGGCUUAAGUCACGUCAACGAGUAUCAGAAUUUUAAAUUUUUCAGAUGUUACCUGGAUUGCAAAUAUAACGAGCCGUGCAUCAUGAGUUCAGGAGCAUCCAGAUACAUAGAAAAUGUCAAAUGGUCUUCUUGCAGCAAGAAACUCUUGCACGCUCUGUACUACCAACACAACUGCCUUCUCACCGAAACAACCCCCUCCAUACCAAAACUAUGCGGAAAUGGGUUUGUGGACGAUGGGGAGGAAUGCGACUGUGGAGGAUAUCCAAACCAGGUUCGGGUUUAUUGGUCCGGGUUUCCACUUUAUAAUUCAAGCAAAAUUUGUCGAUACGCGGAAUCAGUCUGUGACCUGCUGGAUGUUUGUGAUGGGAAAAGCUCACUCUGUCCGGAUUUUCAUGAACCGGAUGGAUCAAUGUGUAGUAAUCGUGACUUUUGCAUUAACGGUAGUUGCGGCUCUCGGUCGGUCGCCUGCAGCAAUAUAUUCUACAACACAGACACUCGACCAGCCGAAAAUCUUUGCUACAGGGCCAACAGAGAUGAACAAGAAGAAGCAAAUUUCAACUGCGGGUACGAUCCGGUUCGAAAGUCAAUUAUUCCUUGCUCUGAAGGAGAUGAGCUUUGUGGAAAAUUAUUUUGUCAGUUCGGUGGUGUGCAAGCUCCAAUUGAUGGCAGCAUAUUCUUAUUUUAUGAAUUCAGUGAACAAAAUUUAUCUUCAAUCACAUGCGCCGCUGUAAGAAUGGACUACAUGGAAAAUGUUCCAAACCUAGCCUAUGUACCGGACGGAGCUUCGUGUGGACGAAAUAAGAUUUGUUUAAAAAACCACUGCACGAAUAGAAAUCUUAUUAUAGCCACCAGGGCUCCAUUGAAAUUCCAUACUUUUAGCGUAUCGUGUAACAGCAAACAUCAGCCAUACACACCGCAUCUUGGUAUACUACCAAUCAUUAUAUCUUUACGGCGAGUUUGA